CUGGGAAAAUACAACCGACAUAAUACUGACACUCUCUUGUCGGGCCGGGAAGUCUUCAGUUGCGUAGAGGGUCAUGGUUGCCACAGGCGGGCUGUAGCAAUCGGGAUCGCUUAGCGUCUUUCUGAAGCCGUUCCUCAUCGGCAUCAACCUCCACCCUAUCCACGAUCCACCACACCCCCGGACGGCAACCCUCCUUUACGACCAUGCCGGAUGACGAGGUGGAAAGGCAGUCGGCGCACAUUGAGCCGGAGCUGCGCGACAUGAAGAUUGAGGAAGGAGGCGAGUGGGAGGGGGCAGGUGCACAAUUCUCGUCGCGGUCGAGAGAGGGCUCGUCCACACCGCAAAGAACCGCUUCACCUGCACCUGUGGCCGUGAAAGCUCGGUCCGCAUCACAUUCCCCCGUCAAGAAACAACACCCUUCACAAUCCCCCUCCGACACCACCUCUGAACACGAGGAGAUCAUCGGCGGCGAGAUCACCGUGAAGAUGGAGCCAGGUAAAGCACCCAAGCUUGCACGCACGGCACCGCAUAAGGUCGUAGCUAGAGCUCCACCACUCUUUCACCACUUGCCAGACGCCACGGACGAGGCAAAGCGGAGCUUCCAGGUAAUUACUGACUGCUCAUAUUCGUCCAAAUACAUUGGCAACACUGAACAUGCACUCGAGUGCGACUGUUCAGAGGAGUGGGAUCAAGCGACUGGAAUCAAUGAUGCCUGUGGUGAGGAUUCGGAUUGUAUUAAUCGCGCGACAAAGAUGGAGUGCAUUGGAGACUGCGGCUGCGGCGCUGCCUGCCAGAACCAACGAUUCCAGCUGAAACAAUAUGCCAAAGUCACGGUCAUCAAGACGGAGAAGAAAGGAUACGGGCUACGCGCCGAUACCGAUAUGCGAGCGGGCGAGUUCAUCUUCGAAUACAUCGGCGAGGUCAUCAACGAGCAGCACUUCCGCCGUCGCAUGAUACAGUAUGAUGAAGAAGGUAUAAAGCAUUUUUACUUCAUGUCGCUCAGCAAAGGCGAAUUCGUUGAUGCUACGAAGAAGGGCAACCUGGGGCGCUUUUGUAAUCACAGCUGCAACCCCAACUGCUUUGUCGACAAGUGGGUGAUCGGCGAGAAACUCCGGAUGGGUAUCUUUGCCGAGCGCAACAUCAAAGCGGGCGAAGAACUUGUCUUCAACUACAAUGUCGAUCGCUAUGGCGCAGACCCCCAACCAUGCUACUGUGGCGAGCCAAACUGCUCCGGCUACAUCGGCGGUAAAACACAGACGGAGCGUGCUACCAAGUUAUCGCACAUCACUAUCGAGGCCUUGGGUAUCGACGAUGGUGAUGGCUGGGAUGUCGCGGUCGCGAAGAAACCUCGGAAGAAAAAGAGUGGUGAAGAUGAUGAGGAAUAUGUCAAUAAUGUCCAACCCAAGUCUCUCGAAGAAGGCGGCGUUACCAAGGUCAUGGCAACUCUCAUGCAAUGCAAAGAGAAAUGGAUUGCCGUCAAACUUCUCAGUCGCAUUCAGCGCAGCGACGAUGAGAAGGUUGGCCAUCGCGUCAUACGAAUGCAUGGCUAUACCAUUCUCAAGAAAACUCUCGCCGAAUGGGCCGGGGACUUCAACGUUGUCUUGCAAGUUCUCGACAUCCUGGAGAAGCUGCCUCGUAUCACCCGCAACAAAAUCCAAGAUUCCAAGAUCGAGGAGACUAUGGAACAGUUCAAGACCUGCGAAGAUGAAAGAGUCCAGACAAAGGCGUGCGCUCUUUUGGAAACUUGGAGCAAGUUGGCGGUUGGCUAUCGAAUUCCUCGCAUGAAGAGAGACCCAAAUGCUGAAGCUCCUGUCCGCGCGGAUCGUUCCGAGCGACGAGAAAGGGCGCGAGAGCGAUCCAAGUCCAAGACAAAAUCCCCAGAGCCCGCCAUCGAUGCGCCAAAGGGGCCUUCUGUUCCAGCGGGACCGCGAGCUGGGUUGCCACCACGAAACCCUGCCUUCUUUGGCGGGCCACGUGCAUUUCGCCGUGCACCUCCAUUCAACCCACUUCCGAUGGGCUGGUUUCAAGCCACGGCUGAGAACGGCACGGUCUACUAUUACAGUGCCAAUGGCCAGACUCAAUGGCAACGACCUACCACUGCUGCCUCGCAACCGCCACCGCCUCCACCCAAAGAGAAGACUCAUCAACAGAAGCUGGAAGAUAUCAUCGCCAGCAUUACCCAAGAUGCGAGCCGAAAUUCCGACGUAUCCGCGUCUGCCACUCCGCAACCUGCCAGUCACAGUUCAGAGAAAGAGAAGAAGACAAAAAGCGAGAAGUGGCGGUCGUUGAGCGAAGAGAAACAGCAAAAGAUCUACGAGAACACUCUCUUUCCGCACAUCAAAUCUGUAACGGAUCACUACCGGAAGAAGCUUGAAAAGGAUGAUCUGAAACGACUAGCGAAAGAGGUUGCCAAGAAGCUCGUUCGCGGGGAUUACAAGUCAGGUCGCGUUCAGGACCCUACGACCAAGCUUUCACACCGACAUGAAAAAUCGGUCAAGGUGUUCGUGAAGGCAUUCAUGGACAAAGCCGUACAGAAGAAGGUAGAUCGCGAAAAGGAGCGAGCCGCACGGGCGGAGCGGAAGAAAGCAAGCAGCGCAGCUGGGCAGAAAGCCUCCCCGGAUGCGCCCACACCAAAAAUUCACGCCCAAGAAGAGUCGGAUAAUGAAAUGAUGGGUAUCCUUGACGACGAUGGAGAGCGUGCGAUGGACAUUUCGCCCUCAAGUUCAUCCUCAGACCUGAAGCGGAAGCGAGGAGAGUCUGACCCACAAGCGGACGACGACGAGCAAGCUUCCCUAAAGAAGUUUCGCACCGAGACUCCUCCGGUUCCUGCGCCACCGCCGCCUCCACCUCCUCCUGCUGAGGACAUGCCAACGGAAAUGGACGCAGACGAUUACGGCGGAACAAACGAUGGGUCGGAAUCCUUUGACUCAGAAGCUGUAGGCUCGGCUAUGGGACAGUCUAGUCUCGGAAAGCCUCCACAGCCUUCCGAGCUAGUCACUGACAGGAUCAAGCAGAGCGAUGAAAGGAUGAAUGGACGCCAUAGCCCGAUGCAGCUUGCGACUCCACCAACAACGACCAACGGAUCCUGCGAGCACGAGAGUAACGGAAAGGAUAGAGAGGCCGCUUCGAUAGAGUGAAGCUUGACCUACGGGUUACCUUUUAUGUGCUGGGGGCAUUGAGGGUGGAU
Messenger RNA from Mytilinidion resinicola, 3187 nucleotides. RefSeq lists its product as uncharacterized. The coding region runs from base 204 to 3137 and encodes 977 amino acids. The record is from RefSeq and is a predicted model, not a curated record. NCBI's taxonomy places the organism in Eukaryota, Fungi, Ascomycota, Dothideomycetes, Mytilinidiales, Mytilinidiaceae. Gene Ontology annotation, molecular function: protein binding; histone H3K36 methyltransferase activity. Gene Ontology annotation, biological process: regulation of DNA-templated transcription. Gene Ontology annotation, cellular component: nucleus; chromosome; chromatin. The transcript has 4 exons.